AUGGGGUGAUCUGUGACCAUGCUGAAUGAGAGGAGAGGCUAACUGCGUGUUUCCAAUACAUUUUUAUUUUCCAUAAACCGAUCCUUAAGGACAUCAGCUAACUGCUCUCCGCUGUAAAUGGGACUUGCGUCUGUAUUAAUGAUUAGUAAUAUUCAAACGGAAAAGUAACAAGCAGAUUUACAGACAGAUGAAAUUGUAAUAUUACGCAUGCGUUAAACGCGGGCACCUGAUUUUUCUCAAGGAAGCUGGCUGGAUUUUGUUCAUUUACCGCAGUGUAUGGCAUAGCAGCGCAGUAAGUGAUCUUGAUCCUGACCGGCUGUUUAAGAGGGUGCUUCAUUAGUACAAGGAAAAUUAAAUUGUAACUGAGCCAACAUACCAGUCAUGAGGAGUUAUAAUCACUUAAUUGAACCACUGGACCCUGCAUAUCCAGAAAAGAAGUUUUUCAAUCUUUGCAAGUUAGGAGAUGCCAGAUAUGACCACUUGCCAUUUUCAGUUAGAGUUCUUUUGGAAUCUGCUAUCAGAAACUGCGAUGAAUUUUUGGUGAAGAAACAGGAUGUGGAGAACAUUUUGAACUGGAAAGUUACUCAGCAUGAAAAUGUUGAAGUCCCUUUCAAGCCUGCCCGAGUUAUUCUACAAGACUUUACAGGCGUACCAGCAGUAGUUGACUUUGCUGCCAUGCGUGAUGCUGUGAAAAGACUAGGAGGGGAUCCCAAAAAAAUCAAUCCCAUUUGCCCUGCUGACCUAGUCAUUGACCACUCCAUACAGGUUGAUUACAACAGGAGCCCAGACAGUCUAAAGAAAAAUCAGGAAAUGGAAUUUGUAAGAAACCAGGAACGAUUUGAAUUUUUGAAGUGGGGUUCCAAAGCUUUCUGCAACAUGAAGAUUAUUCCGCCAGGCUCCGGGAUCAUUCAUCAGGUUAACUUAGAGUACUUGGCCAGAGUGGUAUUUGAUCAAGAUGGAUGCUAUUAUCCAGACAGCCUUGUAGGCACAGACUCUCACACUACAAUGAUAGAUGGCCUAGGAGUGCUUGGCUGGGGUGUUGGUGGAAUUGAAGCUGAGGCAGUCAUGUUGGGUCAACCAAUUAGCAUGGUUUUACCAGAAGUUAUUGGCUACAAACUGGUUGGAAAUCCAGAUGAUUUAGUAACUUCCACAGAUAUUGUACUUACUAUUACUAAGCACCUUCGCCAGGUUGGUGUUGUGGGAAAGUUUGUGGAGUUCUUUGGUCCUGGUUUAGUACAGCUAUCCAUUGCUGAUCGAGCAACCAUUGCUAACAUGUGUCCUGAAUAUGGAGCAACUGCUGCUUUUUUCCCAGUAGAUAAUGUGAGCCUUCAGUACCUGCAGCAGACAGGCCGGGAGCAAGAAAAGCUAAACUUUAUCGAGAAGUAUUUGAAAGCUAUUAAAAUGUUUAGAGAUUUCAGUGAUGCAUCACAGGAUCCAGAAUUUUCCCAGGUUGUGGAGCUAGAUCUCAGUACUGUAGUUCCAUGCUGCAGUGGACCGAAGAGGCCACAGGACAAAGUAUCUGUAUGUGACAUGAAGAAGGAUUUUGAGUGCUGUUUGUGUGCAAAGACAAGCUUUAAAGGAUUUCAGAUUUCUCCAGAAAAGCAGAAUGACAGACUAAAGUUUACUUAUGAGGGGAACGAGUUUGAGAUUUCCCAUGGUUCGGUUGUAAUUGCAGCUAUCACCAGCUGUACUAAUACCAGUAAUCCAUCAGUCAUGCUGGGAGCAGGAUAUCUCAGCCAGAGGGCUGUGCAAGCAUCUGUUUCUGUAAGGCCCUUUUGUAGAGUAUCCACAUCAUUUGGGGAUUCAGUAAUGGCUCCCAGUUUGCAAAUUUCAGGAAUAAACUCAUAUUUGGCUUUUUCCAGCUUUGACGUGGUUGGCUAUGGAUGCAUGACAUGUAUUGGGAACAGUGGACCUCUGCCAGAUUCUGUAGUGGAAGCAAUCACCAAGGGGGAUCUUGUAGCAGCUGGAGUGUUAUCUGGAAACAGGAAUUUUGAAGGUCGUGUACAUCCCAACACUCGGGCCAACUAUUUGGUUUCUCCACAGCUGGUUAUAGCCUAUGCUAUAGCCGGCACUGUGAGAAUAGACUUUGAAAAGGAACCGUUGGGUGUGAAUUCAGAUGGGAAGCAAAUAUUCCUGAGAGAUAUUUGGCCAACAAGGGACGAACUCCAGGCUGUUGAGCGCCAGUAUGUUAUUCCGGCCAUGUUCAAAGAAGUCUAUGCAAAAAUUGAGAAAGGCAAUGAGAACUGGAAUUCCUUAAAUGCACCUAACGAUGAGCUGUAUCCUUGGGAUCAGAAAUCAACAUACAUAAAAUCACCACCUUUCUUUGAUAAUCUGACACUGGAUCUUCUUCCUCCCAAGUCAAUCGUUGAUGCAUAUGUACUGCUAAAUUUGGGAGACUCUGUCACAACUGAUCAUAUCUCACCUGCUGGAAAUAUUGCUAGGAAUAGCCCUGCAGCACGUUAUUUAACUGGUCGAGGCUUAACUCCUCGAGAAUACAACUCUUAUGGAUCUCGCCGAGGCAAUGAUGCAGUCAUGGCAAGAGGGACAUUUGCAAAUAUCCGUCUGGUCAACAAGUUCUUGAACAAACAAGCACCACAGACUAUUCAUUUCCCCUCUGGUGAAACACUUGAUGUUUUUGAUGCUGCUGAAAGAUACAUUCAAAAGGGUCAUCCUACAAUUGUUCUUGCUGGUAAAGAAUAUGGAUGUGGAAGUUCGAGAGACUGGGCAGCUAAGGGUCCUUUCUUGCUGGGCAUUAAAGCUAUCUUGGCAGAGAGCUAUGAGCGUAUUCAUCGCAGCAACCUCGUAGGAAUGGGAGUGAUUCCUCUUGAAUAUUUGCCUGGGGAGAGUGCCAGUACAUUGGGACUUACUGGAAAGGAGCGCUAUACUAUAAUCAUUCCAGAGAUCCUGAAACCAAGAAUGACUGUUGAAGUUGAGCUCAACACAGGGAAGUCAUUUGAAGCUGUCAUGCGAUUUGACACAGAUGUGGAGUUGACCUAUUUCCGCAAUGGUGGUAUAUUGAACUACAUGAUCCGUAAAAUGGCAAGCUAAGAACACAUUACCAUUUUCUGUGGCACUUUAGUCAACCCCAUUGUGAUGGCACUUCUAUAUAGUCCAUCUAGUUGUUUCAGCAACAGUUGUGCUCAGACUUAAGUAUUUGAAAUACUGAGACCCCACGCCUCAGACAGCACAAUUUCCAAAUGUGUCCCUUCUAGUCAAGCUUGGUUAUUGUUUUUUUGGAAAAUGGACUUCAAGCCCAUAUUACAGUAAUAAAUGCACUGUUAUUUGACUCUAAAUUUCUGAUUCAGUGCAUUCAGAAGUGGCGUGCAGUUUUAUGUAUUUGUUUCACACAGCAAGUGCCUCAAGAAAUGUAGAUAUGGUGGGUUAGGGAAUUUUAAGUCCCUUUAAACUACAUGGUGUGCCUGAUUCUUAUAUUGUUUAAAUUUACACAAUGAGCCUUCUUAAAAUCUGCACUCAAGAUCCAUUGCUACUGUCUGAUAAUCAUGUCACUAAUGAUGGCCUAGGCUCAUUAUUCAGGAAUACUGAGAGUAAGGAUCAUGUCCAAAGAUUUUUGCUACCAUUUCUUUUUGCUGUAAUUAUGCUGUCAUUAUAAAGUAAUUAGUUUUCAGUAGUGGUAUGCUUAUUAUGUUUGUAUUUAUGGUAAGCUAAGCAGCUGUCCAGUUGCUUCCUGAUUCCAUGUCAUGUUACCUAGAAUGCCAGUAAUGUAAUUAUUAGUGUAAACAGUUUGUGUUUGUAGUGGGUAGUUAGUUGUUCCUGAGUUCAGUAGCAGAUUUCAUCAUGCAGUUACAACACAGUCGGUCAGAUAAAUCAAUAAAUAAAUGCAGCUAUAUUCAACUAAAAGCAAAUUACAACAUAAUAGCAUUCCUUGUAAAUUGUAUAAUUGGCAUACAGUAUAGUAACACAGGUGUAACACUAAUAGUUGUCUACUAUGCAGUAGUCAUUUUUAGGAAGAAAACUAGGGUUAUGAAUCAUCUCUAUGGUAGCUCUGUGGUAAAGGUGCUUGUGUAACACAUUGGAGUGUUAGUGCUGGAAAGAAACUUUUGGAAUAUUGUAUAUAUCUUUGAAGAUGUGAUGAAGUAGCAGUGAAGGUGCAAAGAUAGCAGUGAUGCUGACAAAGAAAUCCUUAUAUGGAUUCCAGACUUGCAUGCAGUAUCCCCCCCCCCCCCAGAAAAUGCUGUAGCAUUCCACCUGUUUUUGUCAUUGCACUGUCUUGUAUGUGUAGGCAUCUUUGGCAUAAAAGUGGAUGAAGAAAACUGUAAAUAAAUAUUUUGUUCUUUGGAGAGUCCUUGUAUAAGUAUCCCAAAUGCAUAAAACAUGAUCUGUGAAUACGUUUUGGCACAAGGACAGAUGUAUGGAAUUAGAAAAAUAUGAAGUCUAGAGGAACUUUGUUUCUCUGAUAUCAGUGCUAAUAAUGUUCUGAUAAAAGCAACUGUAGCAUCCAAUGCACAUCAGUCUUCAGGAUUACUUUCAGUAUCUGCAAGUAUGUAGAAGGUUUUAGGACUGCUAAGUUGAAUUUGGAUAUAGGUAUGAAGGGCAUCACUGCAUAAUGGAGGUAGGUGCACACAGAAGCAUUCCCAAGCCUCAUAUAAUGUGUGUUUGUUAGAGCCAGAGUUGUAUUAUUUAUUCUUAAUCUUGACCAUUUUUGUGCGUGCAUGUGUGUACACGUGCAUGAUGACACAAGUUCUGUUGUGUUUAUGUCAUUGAAAGUAUGACUAUGCUGCAUUUCAGUUGAAAUCUGCUAUUGACUUAAAAAUGGGUCUAUAUUAUAACAACGAACAAUGAAAUGAUCGAACUCUAAAAGUUUGAAUUCACAAAACAUCAAACAACCAGAACAGCGAUUUUUUUUUUUUUCCCCCCAGGGAAAAAAAUCACUGCUCCCAAAAAAAAAAAAAGACAUUUAAAACAUUGCAUAAAGUGGAGGGCUUCACCCCCAUACCCCCCUACUUAAAUAUACCAACUCCGAGAUCGCACUACAGUGCCGAAAAUGGCAAAGUGACUGAAGCGGCCAAACGACUUCUUUCCCCAGGGAAAGAAUUUGCUUAUAUGCCACUUCGUCAUUUUGCCUUUUCGACAUUUCAAGUUUGUCCAAGACGCAUUCGACAAAAUGCGUCUUUGGUCAUCUGAUAGGAACCCAAAACAACUACCCACUACAAACUGUUUAUGCUAACAGUUACAUCAUUAGAAUUCUAGCUCACAUGACAUAGAAUCUGGAAGUAACUGGUGAGUUGUUCAGCCUACAGUAAAUAAAAACACAAAUUUACUAUGAUUAAUAAGUAUAGUUCCACUUAACUGAAAUGAAAAACUACUUGCUUUAUAAUAAAAAAAACACUUAACCUUACAGUAAUUGUAAUGAGAGUUUAAUUACAGCAAAAAGAAAUUUGAAAUAAAUCUUUGCUCGUUAUCUAUAAAUGAUCAUGUCAUCAGAUCGUAUGUGAUUUAUUUUACAGAACAGUGCUGCAGAUCAUAACUCUUAUUACUAAAUGUCAAACUCUUGUCACGAACUGCAACGAUAGCCAUUCUUACUUGUCACUCUUGAAUUGGUUACUUUGUGAUUAACCUGUGUGAUUAGCCUUAAAGUAACACGACUUGUGUACCUCCAGAAAUUUCCAUCAUCAAAUUAAAUUUAUUUUCAAAAACA
Molecule: messenger RNA, 5656 nt
Organism: Protopterus annectens (West African lungfish)
Lineage: Eukaryota; Metazoa; Chordata; Ceratodontiformes; Protopteridae
Gene: ACO1
Product: aconitase 1
Exons: 23
Coding region: 382-3048 (888 amino acids)
Biological process (GO): tricarboxylic acid cycle; citrate metabolic process
Cellular component (GO): cytosol; mitochondrion
Molecular function (GO): aconitate hydratase activity; 3 iron, 4 sulfur cluster binding; 4 iron, 4 sulfur cluster binding
Source: RefSeq, a predicted model, not a curated record